GGAAUGACCUUUAAACGUGGAUCUGUAACACGACCUGGAUCAGUCACAUUAAGAAGUUCCUUUACGUUAAUUAAAAACCAACAAGUCGAUCGAUCCCACACGAGCACCGGACACGGGACGUCACGAGACGACGACUUGAAAAUGCAGAAAAACAAAUCGUGGACAGGAGCUCAGGUGUCCGUGACCGGUCAGACCCAGGAAACCAUCCUGCCUCAGGUCCGGUACCAUCCAUCUAUCCAGACUCCUGGAGAUGGAGCACGGCCCAAAACCACUAAGAAAACUGACACCAGAACCAGUAAGACACAAAGGACCAGACCUGGAGCUGAGCACCCCACUCACACUGGGAUCCAACAUGGGGACAAGACCACCCAGGCUGAUCUGGUUCCUACAGCAAGACCUUAUCGUGGUGGUGGUCGGAACCCCCGUUCUCAGACCCCCGAUCAGAAAACGAAUAAGAAACUAGUUCAGAUGUCUGCCACAGAUCCAGGUUCUUCUCAAAAAGCAGAUCAGGUCUCCAACAGAGCCUGUCCCAGACCAGAGCAGGUUCCUCUGGGUCUGGGGGUCCAGGUUGACAGGGCUCUGGUGAAGGAUGUGGAGGUUCUGACCCGUGGACAGAGGACCAACCAGGACUGGUUUUCCUGGAGGAGGAACCGGAUCACAGCCUCUGUGGCUCACAGCGUCGCUCACUGCCGCUUCGUUCAUGGCAAGAGCCAAACCCCGCCCACCUCCUACCUGACUGCUAUCACAGGCGAGGGCUGCAGGGUCCAGACCAGGGCCAUGAGGUGGGGGGUGGACAUGGAGGCCGAGGUCGUCGGCAGGUACCAGAAGCUCAAGAGUUCGGCGUUGGGUCGGCCAAUCACGGUUCAGGACUGCGGCUUGUUUAUCGACGCCCAGCGGCCGUGGUUGGCUGCAAGUCCUGAUGGGAUUGUGAGGGACAGCCUGACUGGCCAAUGGCUGCUGGAGGUCAAGUGUCCCUACAAACACAGACAAAGACGUGUGGAGGACGCCUGCAGGGACGACCCCGGCUUCUGUCUGGAAAUACAGGACGAUGUGGGACGUGCCGCUGGAGGGUCUCCAGUCUACCAUCUGAAGACGUCUCACAGUUACUUCACACAGAUCCAGUGUCAGCUGGCAGUGACGGGCCUGCGACAGGCCGAUCUCGUAGUCUUCACAACAAAGGAGAUAGCCAUCGUCCCGGUGACCUAUGACCCUGACCUGUGGGGGGAGACGGUGUCCAGACUUGAGAUCUUCUACAGGGACGCUGUCCUCCCUCACCUCAGGGGGAAGACGCAGCAAGAGACGUCAGCAGCCUGGACACCAGAGCAGUAGAGACACCACCAACUGACCACUGGUCAUAUGACCUCUGACCUCACAGUCUUUGGUUUGUCAUCAAAUGUUCAUUCUGACCUUUGGAAAUAAACUCAUUUCCUCAGAUGAUUUUCAUUCUCA
Platichthys flesus (European flounder) is the source of this 1449-nucleotide messenger RNA. RefSeq lists its product as uncharacterized. The record is from RefSeq and is a predicted model, not a curated record. NCBI's taxonomy places the organism in Eukaryota, Metazoa, Chordata, Actinopteri, Pleuronectiformes, Pleuronectidae. The coding region runs from base 4 to 1329 and encodes 441 amino acids. The transcript is spliced from 5 exons.